Ostreococcus lucimarinus CCE9901 is the source of this 555-nucleotide messenger RNA. RefSeq lists its product with no specific name. The record is from RefSeq and is a predicted model, not a curated record. Gene Ontology annotation, molecular function: protein-disulfide reductase activity. The transcript has a single exon. Bases 1 to 555 code for a protein of 184 amino acids. Lineage: Eukaryota; Viridiplantae; Chlorophyta; Mamiellophyceae; Mamiellales; Bathycoccaceae.
AUGCCGACGACGACGACGACGACGACGACGACGACGGCGGCGACGCGUCGAGCGCCCGCGACGACGCGCGCGCGACGACGCGCGUGCGCGACGCGAGCCGCGAGCGAACCGCGGUCGCGCGCGCUGUUCGCGAGCGACGACCGCGGAAUCGUGCUGUACGACGGCGUGUGCAAUCUGUGCAACGGGGCGGUGAACUUCGCGCUGCGGCACGAUCGAGACCGCGCGAGGGGGUCGGUGCGGUUCGCCGCGCUGCAAUCGUCCGUCGGGCGCGCGCUGUUGGUGGAGGCGGGACGGGACGCGGACGACAUCAGCAGCAUCGUGUACGUGGAGGCGAGCGGGACGGCGUACGCGAAGUCGGAGGCGAUACUGCGCAUAGGGAGAGAUUUGUUGGGGGCGCCGUUCGGGGGGGCGGCGCGAGUGGCGAUGUGGGCGGUGCCUCGGGUGGUGGGGGAUUGGGUGUACGAUCGCGUGGCGGAUAAUCGGUACUCGAUCUUGGGACGCAGGGACGAGUGUCGAUUCGGCGACGACGAAGACGACGAUCGAUUUCUCGCGUAG